CCUCCCAUCCUAGCCUAUUGCCAGAGUAUGAUCAGAGAAGGGGAGAGUGGCUGUCAGAAGAUUGGAAAACAGAGGACUAGAGAGUCAAGCCAAGAAAAGACGACUACAGGGGGGAAGUCAAGUAAGAAUGGAAGGCCAGUCAGAAUGUUCAGUAUAAGUGACUCCUUUCAGGAUAAAGGCUCCCUGUGCUGCCGAGGGCAUCUAUGUCCCCCUUCACCGUUGGGGAUAUGGACCAAAUUCUACAAAUCAGACCCUCGCAUUGCCCUUGGGAAAUACUCCCCCUUGGAAAAAGAGAUCCUUCGUCUAGGUGGCGUUCACACCAUAGCAGCCAGAAGGUUUCUGACUUACAAGCAAGAGGAAGAACGGAAAAUGGUCAAGGAACUGCAGCUGCUGUCUUCAGACUACAAACGGGUGGAAUAUAAAAAACAACAUUCCCUUCCCUGUGGGCCCCUAGAAAAAAUUUGGACGGCAAAGGUGGUCGUGCCCCCGGAGGAGUUCCAAAUGCCACAACGAGAGAGGCUGAACAUCAAUCUCAUGCUGAUGAGUCAGAAUUUUAUAUCACGAGGAGUCCACGCCAGUGAUGUGCCAAAGGCCAACCGCCUGGAAGGAGACAGCGCCUGGAAAGAGGACACGCGGAGAGCUGCUUCCCAUCUGUAUUAA
Messenger RNA from Sus scrofa (pig), 660 nucleotides. It is a transcript of the gene C14H10orf120, whose product is annotated as chromosome 14 C10orf120 homolog. NCBI's taxonomy places the organism in Eukaryota, Metazoa, Chordata, Mammalia, Artiodactyla, Suidae. The record is from RefSeq and is marked provisional.